Molecule: messenger RNA, 523 nt
Organism: Acomys russatus (golden spiny mouse)
Lineage: Eukaryota; Metazoa; Chordata; Mammalia; Rodentia; Muridae
Gene: Cenps
Product: centromere protein S
Exons: 5
Coding region: 86-496 (136 amino acids)
Biological process (GO): resolution of meiotic recombination intermediates; replication fork processing
Cellular component (GO): FANCM-MHF complex; Fanconi anaemia nuclear complex
Molecular function (GO): protein heterodimerization activity; chromatin binding
Source: RefSeq, a predicted model, not a curated record
UUUGAUCCUCUGCGCGGCCCGUCGCCGAGGUAGAGCGGGAAAAUCCGAGCCGACUGUGGUGCGCCUGCUGGGGCUGCCCGCAGUGAUGGAGGAGGCGGAGGCUGAGGAGCAGCAGCAGUUCUCUCACCGGCAGAGACUAAAGGCAGCAGUUCACUACACGGUCGGCUGUCUCUGCCAGGAAGUUGCUUUGGACAAACAGAUGGAAUUCAGCAAACAGACCAUUGCAGCGAUAGCGGAGGUGACUUUUCGACAAUGCGAAAAUUUUGCCAAAGACCUUGAAAUGUUUGCCAGACAUGCAAAAAGAAGCACGAUUACCACUGAGGACGUGAAGCUCUUAGCCAGGCGGAAUAAUUCACUGCUAAAAUACAUCACAGAGAAGAGUGAAGAGAUUGCUCAGCUUAACCUGGAGCGAAAGGCCAAGAAGAAAAGGAGGCUGGAGGAUGAAAACAGGAGCUCCAAGGAGCCCGAAGCUGAAGCAAUGGACGGUGAAAGUUAAGCCCUGGCCACCUGGGGAAGGAAGCCU